ACUCUUAAGCAUCAACCCAACGCAGCAAUUACGCAGCUGCGCCUUCAGAAAUCGAAACUAACUCCAUAGAAAUUGGGCUCUUUUCUUGUGCCAUCAGGUCAUUCAUGAGUCAAGUUAGGUCGCACCUGUCGUAAACAAAAAGGAUCGUUUAAUCACAGCCAGACAGACGUUAUGGCACUGCGGGCGUGUGGAUUUAUCAUUUUUCGUCGUUUGGUACAACACCCUCCACCAGAUAAUAUCGAGUUUUUACUGCUGCAGACCUCCUAUGGGGAACACCACUGGACACCACCCAAAGGUCACGUUGACCCCGGAGAGGACGAUAUAACCACCGCCUUGAGAGAAACGCAGGAGGAAGCUGGUUUGAGUGAAGAUCAGCUGUGUAAGGUAGAUGGCUUCCUGCAGAAGUUGCAUUAUCAGGUACGGGGAAAAGACAAAGAGGUCCUCUACUGGUUGGCAGAACUCCGUGACCCAAACACGAGGGUCAUUCUGUCCGAUGAGCACCGGGACUAUCGCUGGGCCAGACUACAGGAGGCCUGCGAACUGGCGAAAUACAAAGAUUUAGAGGACACACUUCAAGCAGCACAACGGUAUCUAGAAACAAAAGGCAAACAGUAAC
Triplophysa rosa is the source of this 616-nucleotide messenger RNA. It is a transcript of the gene nudt2, whose product is annotated as nudix (nucleoside diphosphate linked moiety X)-type motif 2. The coding region runs from base 172 to 615 and encodes 147 amino acids. Lineage: Eukaryota; Metazoa; Chordata; Actinopteri; Cypriniformes; Nemacheilidae. Gene Ontology annotation, molecular function: bis(5'-nucleosyl)-tetraphosphatase (asymmetrical) activity. The transcript is spliced from 3 exons. The record is from RefSeq and is a predicted model, not a curated record. Gene Ontology annotation, biological process: ATP biosynthetic process; AMP biosynthetic process.